AUGUCUGAAUUUCUCGGGUCUCGCAUUUCCCUCAUCUCCAAAAGCGAUAUUCGCUAUGUUGGUACCCUACAUGAGAUCAACUCGGACGAGUCGACAGUAUCACUUGAAAAUGUGAGGUCAUUCGGUACCGAGGGUCGCAAGGGCCGACCUGAAGAGGAGAUCGCCCCCUCCGAUCAAGUCUACGAGUACAUCGUGUUCCGCGGCAGCGACGUAAAGGACUUGCGGAUUGAGGAGCAUCCCAACAUCAAGGAGAACAAGCCUCCAGCUGUGCCAGAUGAUCCGGCCAUCGUUGGCGUAAGUACACUCUACAAUAUUUUCUUUCUCCUUCCUUAUUCCCAUAUGAUGAACUAUUUCGGAUCUCGUCCUGGCGCUCAAGGACCUAACCCCAAUGCUCCACCAGGACCUGGUGCAUUCGGCCAAGGUCCCUACCCACCCAACAACUUCUACGGAGGCCCACCCCCAGGUAACUGGGGUCGAGGUGGUGCUCCUCCUGGCCCUGGCCCUGGACCAGGCCCCAACUUUGGAAACAUGCCUUACCCUCCUCCCCCUGGCUGGUUUCCCCCUGGCCAAGGCUUUCCAGGCGGUCCUGGCGGUCCCGGUGGCCCCAACCCUCCUGGCGGUCCUGGACCUUGGGGCAACUACCCUUUUCCUCCAGGCCCUGGCGGCCCAGGCGGUCCCGGUCCUAAUGCGCCUGCUGAGGCUCCUGCCAACCAAAGAGCGACUCCCAGCUCUGGUCCCUCUCAAGACACAAAGCCAGCCCCCAUUGGCCCCGGUGCUGAUCGAGCCAAGGCUGAUACCCCCGGGCAGAUGGCCCCUCCUACGGAGCCCAAGUCGUUGGCCCAAGGUGUGCGACAACCCUCGCAUGCCCCGACACCGCCUGUCGACUCGAAGCCAUCAGUCGAGGAGGUCAAACAGACUGCUGCUAUUCUGGCGGCUAACGGGCAAGCAAAGGCUGAAGAAGCUACAAAGGCGGCCCCUACUGGACCCAGAAACCAUCGGGUUAAUCCUGUGAUUCCCUUGACUGGAUCUACCGCCAAGCCAUUCUCUCUACCAGGCGUAGGAGGAGAGUCUGCUGGCAAGGCCCCCGCUGCUGUUGCGCCCACCAACGUCCAGGAUGCCACCAGUGCUGCCCGGGCUGCAGUCGCAGUUGCUAUGGCUCAGUUGGGUAACGGUGGUGGCAAUGCCAUGGACAACCUGACCAACAAGGUCAACGAAAUGCGUGUCAACGCUGUCCGAGGCGGACCCGUUGGUCGAGGUCGAGGUCGUGGAGGACGUCCCAUGAACGCCGCCAAGGUUGUCGUGCCUGAUUCUGACUUCGACUUUGCUCAGUCCAACGCCAAGUUCAACAAACAAGAUGCCGUGAAGGAGGCCAUUGCUGGAUCUCCUCUGGAGGCUCCCGAAAAUCUUGCUGUCGCCGAGCACCCUGAGGUUACAACCACGGGUGAAGAGGUCCCUGUUGCCUACAACAAGACAAGGUCGUUCUUUGAUAACAUCUCUAGCGAAUCCAGGGAGCGAACCGAAAAUGGAGGUCAGAAGCCCGGCGGUCGCGAAUGGAGAGGCGAGGAGCAACGCAAGAACAUGGAGACAUUUGGACAAGGAAGUGUCGACGGUGGUUACCGCAACUACCGUGGCCGCGGCAGAGGUCGAGGCCGUGGUGGUCGUGGCUAUGGCCGCGGCGGACGAGGCGGCGCAGCUCGCCCCCAGUAUCCCAACGCACCCCCUCAACAAUAA
Fusarium graminearum PH-1 is the source of this 1731-nucleotide messenger RNA. RefSeq lists its product as uncharacterized. The transcript has 4 exons. Gene Ontology annotation, cellular component: P-body. Gene Ontology annotation, molecular function: mRNA binding. Gene Ontology annotation, biological process: P-body assembly; cytoplasmic stress granule assembly. The record is from RefSeq and is a predicted model, not a curated record. Bases 1 to 1731 code for a protein of 576 amino acids. Lineage: Eukaryota; Fungi; Ascomycota; Sordariomycetes; Hypocreales; Nectriaceae.